Molecule: messenger RNA, 447 nt
Organism: Fusarium sp. VM40
Lineage: Eukaryota; Fungi; Ascomycota; Sordariomycetes; Hypocreales; Nectriaceae
Source: the annotation of a GenBank genome assembly
AUGCGCCCUUUCUCUCUUGCAUCCAUCCCUCGCGCUACUCGCAUCACCACUCGAAUCAACCCUUUCUUUACUCAACCUCGCAACUUCUCCUUCACUCAAGCAACAAUGGGUGUCGAAAAGACCAUCAUCACUGAGGGCGACGGCCCCAGCCCUACGAAUGGCCAGACCGUCACCAUGGAGUACACCGGCUGGCUCAAGGACACCUCUCAGCCCGAGAACAAGGGCAAGCAGUUCGACUCCUCUGUCGGCCGCGGCGACUUCGUUGUCAAGAUCGGUGUUGGCCAGGUCAUCAAGGGCUGGGAUGAGGGUGUUACCCAGAUGAAGCUUAACGAGAAGGCUACACUCGACAUCACCCCUGACUACGGUUACGGCGCUCGCGGCUUCCCUGGUGCCAUCCCCCCUAACUCUGCCCUCAUCUUUGAUGUCCAGCUCAAGAACAUCAAAUAA